GUUUGUUCUUCAAGUGAUAAGAAUAAUUCUGAUAAUAUUUUAUUGUUUUUGUUUUUAAGUUACGUUUAAGUAUUUUGUGAAUAAAAACUUCCAUUCCUCAAAAUGGCCUCUUCAUUAAAUUCAGUUGAUCCAGAUCCUAUAUCUUUGUGUAAACUUUGCUUAAUGAAAAAAGCUAAGUAUGUUUGCCCUCGAUGUGGAACACCCUAUUGCUCUGUAAACUGUUACAAGUCUGAAGAUCAUCUUGACUGUUCUGAAGCGUUUUACCAGGAAUGGAUUGAAGGAGAACUGAAAGGUAAUAAAGUCUCUCUUGAUGGGAAAAAAAAGAUGAUGGAAAUCUUGAACCGAAUAUCUAAUGAAGAUGUUACUUUUGAUGAAGAAUUAGAUUCUGAUGAUGAAGAGUCAUUACCAGAUUUGUCAGAACGUUUAGCUGGAAUUGAUAUCAAUGAUUCUGAUAAGGUUUGGGGAAAGUUAUCAGUUUCUGAACAGGCUGCAUUUAAAGAACUCGUUAAAACUGGUGACAUUUCUUCAUUAAUACCUGCUUGGGAACCUUGGUGGCUACAAAGAAUCAAUAAACCAAAGUUAGUUGAACUGGAUAAAGAUUUUUUUUCUGAAGCUGAACUUAAAGAUAUCAAGAAUAAAUGCCCUCUCCAUUAUAAAAAAAUUAAACUAUUAUCAGAAAUUACAAAAAUAAAGCCAUCUCAUUGUGUGUCUUUUGAUCUUAUUAAUAUAUUGGGUAGUUACUCUCUAACGGUUAGGUAUUAUAAUGGCAAUCAUUUUGAUUUUCCUGAGGAGGCAGCAGCAAUAAUGCAUAAGUUAUCUAAAAGUUUAACAUAUCCACAGAAAUUUGUUAGUGCUGAAAUAGCCCUAGAUGCUGUGGGGCUGGAGGCCCUUACAUAUAACGGUAUUGAAGUAAAUGAAGAUGACGUAAAAUUAAUGAAAACCGAUGUUAAAAGAAUAAUGGGUGGGCCUUCAAGUAAUAAUUCUACUUAUUAUAUGCUAUCAUCAUUGUCAGACAUGUGUAAGCUAUUUUCAAAUAUUACCUGUAGUGAAUCACAAGCAGCUAAAGGAAAGUUUAGUACGAUAUUUUUUAAUCCAGAUCCUGAUAUAGACUUACUUAAGAAAAAUGAUUGUAAAAUUGUGUUGCAGAGGUUAAAGUAUUUCCUUUCCUGGGUAUUGGAAUAUGGAAAUUCAAGUUAAAAAUUUUAAUAUUUACUAAUGAUAAUCAUUUUUGAAAAUAUGUAAUACUUGUGUUAACUUCGGUUGGUUUAAAACAUCAUCUGUGUAUUACUAUCCAUAUUUUGUCUGUACGGUGCCUUUAUAAUUUUUAAUAUCUAUUUAAAAUUUUCAUAGUGCAUUAAAACAAUAUCUG
This is a messenger RNA of Nezara viridula (southern green stink bug), 1369 nucleotides long. The record is from the annotation of a GenBank genome assembly. NCBI's taxonomy places the organism in Eukaryota, Metazoa, Arthropoda, Insecta, Hemiptera, Pentatomidae.